Python bivittatus (Burmese python) is the source of this 3367-nucleotide messenger RNA. It is a transcript of the gene NUDCD3, whose product is annotated as NudC domain containing 3. The record is from RefSeq and is a predicted model, not a curated record. Gene Ontology annotation, biological process: protein folding. Lineage: Eukaryota; Metazoa; Chordata; Lepidosauria; Squamata; Pythonidae. Gene Ontology annotation, cellular component: cytoplasm.
GUGACCGUGUUGCCCUUCGGGUUGGGGUUGCCGUGACAGCGGAGUAGUCUUCGGUUGCCCGGGCGAGCAGGCGGCGGGCUGGUUGAGGCGUCCGGGCGGCUCUAGCCUCGUUCCCAGGGAAAGGUCCGUGUCCGGACGCGCGUUGUCCCCGCCGGCCUCAUGGAGCGCGCUGGGGCCAUGACGGACAUGUACGACCAGGCGUUGCUGGGCAUUUUGCAGCAUGUGGGCAACGUCCAGGAGUUCCUGAACAUCCUCUUCGGCUUCUUGUAUCGCAAGACCGAUUUCUACCGGCUGUUGCUGCAACCGUCGGACCGGCUGGGCUUCCCACCCGGCGUGGCGAAGAGCAUGGCCGUCCGAGCAUUCAAAACCUUUGAACAUCUGGCCCGUCAAGAUGAUGAGAAAAGACAGCAAGAAAUUGAGGAGAAGUUGAAGAAAAGAGAGGAGGAGAUGGUUGCUGCCGGAGAGAGAACAAAGGUGCCUGCUGCAGUUGAGGAAGUUGAGGUCACCUCAGCAGUGGGGCAUGACUCUGGAUUGGAAGGUAGAAAGUCUGCAGAUUUGGAAGAGCCUGUGACAGUAGAGGAAACAGUAGAACCACAAGUCCCUAAUACAACUGCAGAGCUGCCUGUAUCUGUUGCUGCCCCUCUAGAAACUGAGCAAACAGAAUUCCCCAGGAAACAGGAACAGUUCCAGGCAAAUCCUGACAGUUACAAUGGAGCUGUGCGAGAGAACUACACUUGGUCUCAAGACUAUAGUGACCUGGAAAUUAAAGUUCCAGUGCCUAAGCAUGUUCUGAAAGGCAGACAGGUUUCUGUGGACAUCAGCAGUAAUUCAAUCCAUGUUGCAGUGGUAGAGGGAAGUGGACGCCGUGUGCUCAUGGAAGGCACCCUUACCCACAAGAUCAAUAUAGAGAACUCUGUCUGGAGUCUAGAACCUGGAAAAUGUAUUCUAAUUAACCUGAGCAAAGUAGGUGAAUACUGGUGGAGUGCCAUUUUGGAAGGCGAAGAACAGAUUGACAUUGAUAAAAUCAAUAAGGAGCGUUCUAUGGCCACAGUGGAUGAAGAAGAGCAUGCAGUGCUGGACAGACUGUCUUUUGAUUAUCAUCAGAAGCUUCAAGGCAAGCCCCAGAGCCAUGAGAUGAAAGUCCAUGAGAUGCUGAAGAAGGGCUGGGAUGCCGAAGGCUCUCCAUUCCGAGGGCAGAAGUUUGACCCCUCCAUGUUCAACAUCUCUCCGGGGGCUGUGCAUUUUUGAUGGCAGAAAGUGAGGAGGGGAACAUCGCCUUUGUCCUUGGAUGAACCUGAUGCUACUGCCAGACUCUUCCAUCCGGUGACAUCAAAGGGUUCCUUUUGUCCCUGCUUGUUCUUUGGGCUUGUUUAUAAAAUGACAGACUGUUAAAAUGGUUGGCAUGUGUGGGCUUGGUUUUGGGGAGGGGGCAGAGAGAACUGAAGUGUGAAUGUGGGUGUAAGUCCUUUCCUCCAGCGCCAGGUUGGUGCUUUUGAUAUUUAUGUGGGGGAAGCCUAGCAAAAGCAGCAUUACGUACUGUGUCACCACGGCAACCAGCAGCUGCUGGUAGCAUUUCCUCUUCUCCUUAAUGGAUUCAUUUGUUGCUGGGGGGGGGGGGGGGGGGAGGUUGGUUGAAGGUAUUCCUCCUCCCCUUUUCAGAAAUAGAUGCAGCUGGAUGAAAUGGUGACAGCUUCUCUCUAGCUUCCUUGAAACCACCUUCUGCGUGUGUGUCUCCCUGUACCAGCUUUAGGGAAACCGAACUCCUCAUGGCAUUGGGCAGCGACAGCCCUCUCUAAGCCCUGACAAUCUGCAAUCAGCGUCAUUUGAGCACGAUCUAAAUUGUUGGGUUUGGUCCUUGAGUCCCAAGGAGUGGGAGGCGAACUUUGAAGGCUCAGGCAAGUCCCUGAAAAGGAGCCAGCGCAGAAGGUGACACUCGCUCCAGCGUUUCUGUGAUGGUCCGCGAAGCCCAGCCAUAAGAGAACCCAGCACCAGAGUUCCUCAUGCUGUGGUUUUGCUUGUUCGUUUCCUUUUGUUUUUGUGAUUCAGUGAUUUAAUGCUCAGAAAACUGCAGGGUUUUCUCUCUCUCUCUCUCUCUCUCUCUCUCUCUCUCUCUCUUUCUCUCUCUCUCUCUGUUAUUUUGGUUUUACCCAAAUGCUCUUGCCAGGAAGCUUUCUGAGCUCAUGCCCCCAUUUUCCUCAUUUCCCCACCUAUGAUUAUAUGAAGUGUAUAAUUGUAUUUUAUGCAUUUCUGGGAUUUUUAUCAACAGGAGAUGGGGGUAAUCAGGACCCUCCGGCAGAGAUUUUAAGAACCCUUUUUGUGCAUAACAAAAUUAGCCUCCCCUCCCCCAGCUGCUAUUUGCCCCAGAAAGAAAAUUGUGAUUAAGGCCAAUAGUAAUUUUCUUCCUAGGGCAAAGCAAUUUCCAUAUGUGCGUAUGCAUGUGGCCGUUGUGAUUACCUUCUCUAGCUCUUUUUAUUAUAUAUAUAUAUAUAGAGAGAGAGAGAGAGAGAGAGAGAGAAACAAGGAAAAGUUGUGAAAUGCAAUCUCACAUUUUUCUGGUGAUCUAGUUGGCUUCUUAAAGGCAUCCAAUUUUAAUUUUCUUUGAAUCCAGGCUAGCAGCUUUGAGGAGGCAAAGGCAACUGCUCCUGAGAAGGACUGUUGUACUCUAGCUGGGCAAGCUAGAUCCUCCCCACACUUGUGGCACUAUAUAAGAACUCUCUUGGUAUAAAUGGGGUAAGUAAUAAGAAAUAGCUAUACGCAAAAAGGGAAAUGAAGAGAUGGCACAUUUCCAUGUGUCCAUUUAUAACAAAAGGUCCAACCCUGUCAAGAUAUUAAAAAACACAUUUUAGGUAUCUAUAAACAGGGUACUCAGAAACUAACUGAUCUCUUAUACCGAAGAAGGGGUCUGUGAUAGAACACACACUGCUUGCCCUGAGGGAAUUAUAAUUUUGACAACAAGGCCGUCAAAUCACUGUAGAGUCUAAUUUCACUGAGGAGGUAUCCUUCCAGAAGGUGUUCCACCCUGUGACAGCUGGGCACAGAAUUGACAAAAAGACCUGCUUAUUCAGAGGUGAUCUUUUCAUCUUCCAGCAAGCUGAAAGCAAAUUGAAGAAUUACUUCCAAUAUAGGACAUAAGCUGGUUCCUUACUACUGCAACUGACUUGUUCAUGACUGAUCAGUAGGAGAGAAAAUAGAAUGAAGAAGUCAUGUAAGAAACAGAAAACAGCAUAUAAUGUCGAAGAAUAUGGCUCUAGAGAACUUUGUUUGACUUGGAAACAUGUUGGUUGUUACCUGCAUCAUUUUAGACUAUGACUGAGUGAAAUGUUGGGCUGCACAAAAUAUCCUAUUAAAAUGUAAGACUGGCUUAGAG